Molecule: messenger RNA, 1041 nt
Organism: Parathielavia appendiculata
Lineage: Eukaryota; Fungi; Ascomycota; Sordariomycetes; Sordariales; Chaetomiaceae
Product: glycoside hydrolase family 18 protein
Exons: 1
Coding region: 1-1041 (346 amino acids)
Biological process (GO): carbohydrate metabolic process
Cellular component (GO): extracellular region
Molecular function (GO): chitinase activity
Source: RefSeq, a predicted model, not a curated record
AUGCCACCCCUCUCCCAUCCUCCGCUCCCCCGACUCAUAACCUACUACCAAACCCACCACACCCCCUCGGGCACACCCAUCUCGGUCCUCCCCCUCCUCCAGAACCCAGGCAUCUCCGUCACCCACCUGAUCCUCGCCGCCAUCCACAUCAACGAAGAACCCUCGAACCUCACCCUCAAUGACCACCCACCGUCCCACCCGCGCUUCACCGCCCUCUGGGCCGAACUGCGCAUCCUCCAAGCAAGCGGCAUCAAAGUCUUGUGCAUGCUGGGCGGCGCCGCCAAGGGAUCUUUCGCCCGCCUCGACACGAUGAUGGCCGAUGAGCCAACCUUUGAGCGCUACUACGCGCCGUUGGCCGAGCUGAUCCGCACCCACGGCCUCGACGGCAUCGACCUGGACGUGGAGGAACCCAUGUCGCUGGCGGGCAUCAUCCGGCUGAUCGACCGGCUGCGGGCCGAUUUCGGGCCCGAUUUCCUGAUCACGCUGGCACCCGUCGCGGCCGCGCUGCUGAACUGCGAGCACAACCUUAGCGGGUUCGACUACGAGGCGCUCGAAGUGAUGCGCGGGCGCGAGAUUGCGUGGUAUAACGCGCAAUUUUACUGCGGGUGGGGGGACUGUAGCAACCCGGCCAUGUACGAGAUGAUUCUGAUCAAGGGGUGGCAGCCUGAGAAGAUUGUGGUCGGUUUGGUGACGAACCCCAAGAAUGGCAGCGGGUGGGUGCCGUGGAACAUGCUGGGCACGGUGCUCCCCGUGCUGGUCGGGAGGCACCCGCGGUUUGGCGGGGUCAUGGGAUGGGAAUAUUUCAAUUCUCUGCCCGGCGGCGAGGGGAAGCCGUGGGAGUGGUCGCAAGUCAUGACCGCGUUGCUGCGCGGGAGGAGGACGGCGCCUAGUAUCGAAGAGAUAGAGGGUGUCUUGAAGGCUGAAGGAGGGCGACACGGCGCUCCCGAAGAGGUGGAUGCAGACGAUGGAGGGGAGGGAGACGCGGCACCGGUGCCAAGGGAGUUUGACUACCACUCGGUCGGGGGAAGCGAAGAGGAUUAG